Messenger RNA from Rasamsonia emersonii CBS 393.64, 3570 nucleotides. Its product is annotated as Lipase. Gene Ontology annotation, biological process: lipid metabolic process. The transcript has 2 exons. Bases 1 to 3570 code for a protein of 1189 amino acids. The record is from RefSeq and is a predicted model, not a curated record. NCBI's taxonomy places the organism in Eukaryota, Fungi, Ascomycota, Eurotiomycetes, Eurotiales, Trichocomaceae.
AUGCCUGAAGAUUCAGGGCUUCAUGAGGCUCUGCAGACCGUGGACGAUCGGAAUCCGCAUCGCGACAAUGCGAGUCAUAUCCCUGCCACGUCAGGCGCGACUCUCCUUCCACGGCCCGUUGCCUCGCUGGUGUCCUUCUUCGCUCAAUCAACGUCGCUUUCGCUUCGCCUGGGAACAUACGUUGGUGGAGCUGCGAUCGGUGGGGCAAGGGUGACCACGUUGACGGGCUUGGAACUGAGCAGAGCUGUCAUCGAAGGCGUCUUGUCGCGCGCCGGUCGCGAGAUUGCAGGGCGCAGCAACAGCGAAUAUGGCAGGCUAGAAGCUGAAUCGCUGCUGGAACGGAGUCUGGCUACUCUGCAUUCGACCAUCACGUCCGCAUCGUUCUUCGCAUCUGCAAGUUUUCAUUUUUCUGAAGCGGCGCUGUCAUCGAUUUCGAACCUGUCGCAGAACCUCCUAUCAACGCUCGACGCAAUCCUUGGCUCAACAGAGUCGUCGCGCGCUAUCGCGUCUAUAAUCACCCUCGUCCGCAGAGAGUUCGGGAAGAACGAGACGGGGAAGGAUGUUGACAAGGUUGGGGUUGGAGACCUGCUGGUCGGGUCCAUCGGGUUCGCAUUGCUACAACGAUGGGGACGAAGAAACUCGGAGAGGGAACUGCGCGAAAGCGAAGGCGAAGUAACCAUCUGGGAUGUCGUGAUCUUAGACAACGGAGUGAGGGCCGAUGUUAUCGGAACGCAGACCACCGAGUAUGCAAAGAGCGUCUCUAAUGACCUAGAAGACUCUGCUCGCCCGGCUUCGUUCUUAUCCCCUGGGGAGGAUGAAGACACUUUCAGUGCGAUGGAACGAACGAAGUCUGUUACACCCGGUGCAAGCUCUCACUUGGCACUCCCAGCUGGGGACCAAUAUCAGUUAUCAGACGAGGACAUCCGUCUCUACAUCAUGAGACAGCUGCCACAGGGUAGCCACGCUUCGAUUAGGACAGAAACUGUGACCGACCGUACCAUAACUGUUGACAUUUUCGACGAUGAUGUCGCAGAGAUAGCUGCGCCGCCGGGGACUAUGAUGAUCGAGGAGAGGUUUCACAAUGACCAAAGCUCUGUUGGUACCCAACGCCUACCAAAACAUACUGUGGUGUUCCGUACCACGUUGAAUCACACCCAGAGCUCAGAUCUGCGACCGGAGAGCUCUGAUCAUCCCAUUUUACCCGAAUCGGACGCCACAGAAGAAGCCAAAACAGAUGCAAGGGUCGAAGAGAUCUGCGACAUCAAAGCUUUAGAUCUGGAGGACUCCCGCAGCGGAAUCAGUGGAUAUGAUGAUGAGCAUGGCAAUGACGCAACCCAGGAUACCACUCCCUCGAUGUUGUCGCCAAGGAAAAGUAGAGACGGUCAUCGUCACAAAACCCGGAGAAUCCAGUCACCAGAAGGAAACUCUGCGGAUACUAAUGCCUCGAAGGUGGUACAAAAGCGGCCUCGUCGCGUCCUCAGCUCCUCAUCUCUUAGCGGCUCGGACACGCCCAAGAGCACGUUUGGGAAGACUUCUUUUGCGAAGAUUGCGCAGAAAGUAAAGUCGACACCUGGAGAGAGAUCAGAUGGAAAUAAGAGAUCUUCGAUGAAGAAAGGGUCGAGAAAGUCUCUUGACACAAGUGCCUCCACGGCAUUAUCAAAGGCCAACAAAAGUCCGAAGGAGUCCGCCUCCAACAGGGACUCGACCGCGACACAAAGUCCGUCAAGUAGAUCGACGGCCAAAGCGAAGCAGACGAGCACAUCGCGAAAUCCUGGGCAUCGUCGAGGCUCAGUGAACUUGAACAAAAGCCUGCCGCGAGUUCCACACCAAGAUACUGCAGCAUUUCGAUCAACGCCAUCCCCAACCGCAAGCAGAUCGCACCACCGGGAGUUGCCCACCCAAACGUCUUCGAGAACGGACUAUAUUUCCGUGAAGGAAACGAACAGGGAGUCCUUCGUCUCUCAGACGGAUUCGUACUCGCUGCGCUCCGUUGAGACUCGUCCUGGUUCCGCCUCGUAUACCCGGACUCAUUUCCGCAGCAGCAGUUCCAUGUCUCGAACCAGAUCCGAAGAUAUCACUGUGUCGCUGAAUGAUGAUAUGCGGCCCGUCUCUCCUAACGCUCACAGACGACCUAGAUCGUUUGCUCCCAGCAUCUACUCCCUAGCGGCGACCGGUUCGGAGACAUCACUCAUCCUUGCCCCUCGGCCGCGCAAAAGCGUCUACGAAGACCAGUCGACGAUCAUAGCACUUAAUCGCAAUGGGAAAGUGCCCGGGAUCUUCCCCGACAACCACCUGGUAAACAACAUUCGUCGAUUUUGCCGUUUUUCCUCGGCGUCAUACGGAUCGAACGCUCUCAAGGUGAUGGGUGUUCCUCAUACUACGAAGACGAUUCAGUUCUACGAUUCAGACAAUCACGAACACAGUUCCUUUUCCAAUCUCACAGGUCUCCCUCCGUCUACAAUUCUCCUUUCGUCCUAUCUGGAUCCUGCAGGCGGCUCCAACGCGGCUGGCGAAACGGAAUCGGGAUUUCCUCUCGUUCAUUAUCUUUGCCUGGAUCAUGAAUCCAAGGCUGUCGUCCUCACUCUCAGAGGCACUUGGGGCUUUGAAGAUAUCCUGACGGACAUGACGUGCGACUACGACGAUCUUGAGUGGCAGGGCAAAAAUUGGAAGGUGCAUAAAGGCAUGCAUGCCUCCGCGAGGCGUCUCCUGGAAGGAGAGGGCGGCAAAGUCAUGGCGACGAUAAGGGCUGCCCUCGAAGAGUUUCCAGACUACGGAGUUGUUUUCUGCGGCCAUUCGCUGGGCGGUGGCGUUGCAGCGCUUCUUGCAACGAUGAUUUCAGAGCCCAAUAGUGACCCGUACGGGCCUUCGUUUGUCACCGCUUCGACUCUCACCGCGGCUCGGCCGCUGCUUUUGACUGCCAACCAUCAGCAGAAGGCAGCUAGAAGCUUCUCCCUCCCUUCAGGUCGCCCUAUCCAUGUGUAUGCAUAUGGACCGCCAGCUGUGAUGUCCCCGUUCUUGCGACGUGCUACACGCGGUCUGAUCACCACCGUGGUGAAUGGGAAGGACAUUGUGCCCAGCCUCUCUCUGGGAACGUUACAUGACUUCCGGGCCGUGGCUCUGGCGUUCAAAAACGACACGACUGGCUCCAAAUCGCAGAUUCGCUCCCGUGUCUGGGAAGGACUGAGGCAGAGCAUCCUGAACAAAUUCUAUGUCAACCAGCCACCCAUGUUCAUGAAUGCUGGUGAAGGCUUUGGCGAAGACAGUUGGGCGUGGUUCGCGCUGAAAAGCCUGCGCGAGGAGAUGGUCGCUCCUAAGCUGAUGCCGCCGGGGGAAGUAUUCGUUGUGGAGACGAUGCGCGUUUUGCAACGCAACGCCUUCACUUCAGACACUACCGGCGAUGGGUAUCCUCAGCUCGGAAGGCCCGCCACCAGGGUACAGUUCAAAUUUAUCCGGAACGUCGAGGCAAGGUUCGCAGAACUGAGAUUUAGCUCGGGAAUGCUGAGCGACCACAAUCCUGCCAGAUAUGAAGCCAGCUUGGCGGCACUCGCCCAGGGAGUGCUAGAUGAUUAA